Spea bombifrons (plains spadefoot toad) is the source of this 1735-nucleotide messenger RNA. RefSeq names its product actin related protein 2/3 complex subunit 1A (gene ARPC1A). The record is from RefSeq and is a predicted model, not a curated record. Lineage: Eukaryota; Metazoa; Chordata; Amphibia; Anura; Pelobatidae. The transcript has 10 exons. Gene Ontology annotation, biological process: Arp2/3 complex-mediated actin nucleation. Gene Ontology annotation, molecular function: actin filament binding. Bases 155 to 1267 code for a protein of 370 amino acids. Gene Ontology annotation, cellular component: actin cytoskeleton; Arp2/3 protein complex.
UUUGCGCAUGCGUCGUACUGCUUCCUGACUGUCUGUCUGUCACUACCAACCAUUUUCGCCGCCGUGCCGGGUUCGCGUUGACUGCCCAGAGUCCGCGAAUCAGCACCGCACAGGGUAAAUACUCAGCCUUUUAGUUGAAAAGGAAACUUGUAAAAUGUCCUUGCAUCAGUUUUUACUUGAACCAAUCACUUGCCAUGCCUGGAAUAAAGAUCUCACUCAAAUUGCAAUCAGCCCAAAUAACCAUGAAGUGCACAUCUACAAGAAGAGUGGCAAUCAAUGGGUGAAGGGACAUGAGCUUAAAGAACACAACGGACACAUUACAGGCAUUGAUUGGGCUCCUAAAAGUGACCGUAUAGUGACCUGUGGUGCUGACCGUAAUGCCUAUGUGUGGAGCCAGAAGGAUGGAGUUUGGAAGCCAACGCUGGUUAUCCUUCGUAUCAAUCGUGCAGCAACUUUUGUUAAGUGGUCCCCUCUAGAGAAUAAGUUUGCAGUGGGGAGUGGGGCCAGACUUAUAUCCGUGUGCUAUUUCGAAUCAGAAAAUGAUUGGUGGGUGAGUAAGCACAUCAAGAAACCGAUUCGCUCCACAGUACUGAGCCUUGAUUGGCAUCCCAAUAAUGUGUUGUUGGCGGCUGGUUCCUGUGAUUUCAAGACCAGGGUGUUCUCUGCUUACAUUAAAGAAGUUGAUGAAAAGCCAGCUAGUACUCCGUGGGGAUCCAAAAUGCCAUUUGGGCAGCUUAUGGCAGAGUUUGGUGGAGCUGGCAGUGGUGGUUGGGUACACAGUGUAAGCUUCUCAGCCAGCGGAAACCGUUUGGCAUGGGUUAGUCAUGACAGCAUUGUGUCUGUAGCUGAUGCAUCUAAAAAUAUGAGUGUUGCUCAGCUGAAGACUGAGUUCCUGCCAUUACUGAGUGUCAUCUUUAUAUCUGAGAACAGUUUGAUAGCAGCUGGCCAUGAUUGCUGUCCAAUGUUAUUUACCUAUGAUGACCAAGGCUCCUUGACUUUCAUUUCUAAAUUGGACAUUCCCAAGCAAAACACUUUGCGCAAUAUCUCUGCCAUGGAGCGCUUCCGAAACAUGGACAAACGAGCCACUACAGAAGAUCGUAACACCGCUUUGGACACGUUGCAUCAGAACAGUAUCACCCAAGUGUCCAUCUACGAUGGGGAUAAGUCUGAGUGCCGCAAGUUCUGUACAACGGGGAUCGAUGGUGCCAUGACUAUCUGGGACUUCAAGACCCUAGAAUCAUACAUUCAAGGACUACGAAUCAUGUAAGGAAAGAGCAGCAAGGUGAGGAGGAAAAAAACCCAAAACAAAACAGAAGUCCGAAGACCUCAUGGAGCCUGACAUAUCUAGAACAACAAGGUGGAAACAGACUGAAGACCCUUCAGCAUGCAGCCGGAUCCACCAGCAGUGAAAGGCUUCAAUGUUAAUUAAUAAUGGGCACUCAAAGAUACAGGCUAAUACGUGUUCUCUCCUCCUGGAAAUGAGCACUUUCCAUUUUAAAACAGAGCAAAUUGUCAAUUAGUUUGCAGAAAUUUGUAUAUGCGACAUAAUGCCAAUCUCUGGUGAAGAUUGUCAAACAUGAUAUCAGCUAGUGUUUUGUUUGGUUUUUUUUUCGUGUUUUUUUUGUCAUUUACCAAAGCUGCUUCUAGUAGUUUUUGUGGGGAACAUAAGACACUAAAUUAAAAUCAUAAUUUUAUGUAAAUUGUCUGCUAGAAAAUAAAAUUGCAGAAUGUUCAA